CCUAUUUGAAAUUAAAAAUCUGUUGGAACAAUAAAGCAAAGCAUAAUAUACUCUUCAAGAUGCAUUUGAAAAGCCCUGUAUUUAUUUUUUGUUUUGUGUAUGGCUUCUUCGUUGCUGUUGGUUUUGCUGAAAUUAUGUGUAGUUAUCCGUGGAUAGGAUUCAACGGACAUUGUUAUAUGUUUGGAAUGAACAAUAAAAGUUGGUUUGAAAGCAAAGUUGCAUGCAACACAAAAAAUGCUUAUCUUGCUCGAGUGGAAACACCCACGGAAAACGACUGGAUUAUCCAACAACUGUUUGCUUUAAAUAACCUCUGGUAUUGGUGGAUUGGUGGAAACACUUUGAGAAAAGUCGGUGAUUGGAAAUGGGAAUCCACCAAUGAAAAAAUUGGAUUCACAUUCUUUUAUCCAUCAGAGCCCAAUCGCCCAACAAUUGAAAGAUGUCUGUGUUACUUUAAUCAUGAUAAAAAGGCAUUUUAUUGGGGUGAUGGUACAUGCAGCACAAAACGGGAUUACGUUUGCGAAAAAGAUCAUUGAAAUUGAAAAAAAAAUUUCACUUCUGUGUAUUGCAUACAAAAUAAAGGUUUUGUUUGCAGAUGUCUAAUUACGUAUCCAUGUUAAGAA
This is a messenger RNA of Saccostrea cuccullata (small rock oyster), 620 nucleotides long. RefSeq names its product perlucin-like protein. The record is from RefSeq and is a predicted model, not a curated record. The coding region runs from base 60 to 533 and encodes 157 amino acids. Gene Ontology annotation, molecular function: signaling receptor activity. The transcript is spliced from 4 exons. NCBI's taxonomy places the organism in Eukaryota, Metazoa, Mollusca, Bivalvia, Ostreida, Ostreidae.